Caenorhabditis remanei is the source of this 531-nucleotide messenger RNA. RefSeq lists its product as uncharacterized. Gene Ontology annotation, cellular component: cilium. The coding region runs from base 1 to 531 and encodes 176 amino acids. NCBI's taxonomy places the organism in Eukaryota, Metazoa, Nematoda, Chromadorea, Rhabditida, Rhabditidae. The record is from RefSeq and is a predicted model, not a curated record. The transcript is spliced from 3 exons.
AUGGCGUCAUCCAAGUAUCCCUAUGUCCUGUCCACUCAGUUUCUUAUGCUGUCAAUUGACAUCUUUUUCAAUGCACUGUCAGUUCUCUGCUAUGGGAAUAAUAUGACUCUUUUGAUGAUUUAUAUACUACAAGAUACACUUCUAAUUAUGUCAGCAUUGGUACUUUUUGUAUCAUUCACUGCCACUUUUGUCUUUCAACUCGGGUUGAUUCAUAUCGUGAUAAUUCAAUUUCUGCCAACUAUCAUCAUUUCAAUAUUCUACGUUUUUGUUUCGAUUGGAUGGCAUUAUGCAAGUUUGAGCUCCACUUGGGAAGACCAAACUAUCAACAUUUUCAUGCAAACCCCUCUUGAAAUAUUCUAUAUUUUCCACAAAGUGAUCGCCUGCAUAUUCUAUUCAUAUUACAAACGAACGGCUCUCCAGAUAUCUGAUCCGAAAUACAAUUCUGAUUCUGCAUGGCUUCGAGAACUUUUCAUCAAACAUAUGAAUGAGAAAGCGGCGAAAUUGGAAGCGAGAGCAGCAGCAGCUAGUUGA